UCAGAGCAGCCCCGGCGCGCAGGCUUGUUCGUUACCCUGUAGAUCUGCAGUAGCAAAUCUGAUAUAUACGGCGAGGCACUGAAGUGUUCAUUGAUAGCAGAAAUAGAAGUUCCUAAACAGAAGAAGAUAGAUCUUGCAUUUCUUCCCAUUGAGGAAGAUAGCAGGUAUGAUCGCCUGAGGAGGGCCGGCCCCGCGCUGCAAGCAUGGCUUUCGCCCAGUCGCACAUUAUGGCAGCCAGAAGGCACCAGCACAGCAGACUCAUCAUCGAGGUGGAUGAGUACAGCUCCAACCCCACACAGGCGUUCACGUUCUACAACAUUAACCAGGGACGUUUUCAGCCCCCGCAUGUGCAAAUGGUUGAUCCUGUGCCCCAUGAUGCUCCCAAGCCUCCAGGAUAUACUCGAUUUGUCUGUAUUUCUGACACUCAUUCAAGAACUGAUCCCAUCCAAAUGCCAUAUGGAGAUGUGUUAAUACAUGCUGGUGAUUUUACUGAGCUGGGACUUCCUAGUGAAGUUAAAAAAUUCAACGAGUGGCUAGGUAGCCUGCCCUAUGAAUACAAGAUUGUGAUAGCAGGAAAUCAUGAACUGACCUUUGACCAGGAAUUCAUGGCUGACUUAAUCAAGCAGGACUUUUACUAUUUCCCUUCUGUUUCUAAGCUGAAGCCAGAGAGCUAUGAAAAUGUGCAGUCUCUUCUGACAAACUGCAUCUAUCUUCAAGACUCCGAAGUGACGGUGAGGGGAUUCAGAAUAUAUGGCUCCCCUUGGCAACCUUGGUUUUAUGGCUGGGGCUUUAAUCUUCCACGAGGCCAAGCACUAUUAGAGAAAUGGAACCUUAUUCCAGAUGGAAUAGAUAUUCUUAUUACACACGGACCACCUCUCGGUUUUCUAGACUGGGUUCCUAAGAAAAUGCAACGGGUAGGAUGUGUUGAGCUGCUGAACACGGUCCAGAGACGAAUACAGCCAAGGCUUCAUGUUUUUGGACAUAUCCACGAAGGCUACGGCGUCAUGGCCGACGGGACCACGACCUACGUGAACGCGUCCGUGUGCACUGUGAACUACCAGCCUCUCAACCCGCCCAUAGUCAUUGACCUGCCCACGCCAAGGAACACAUGAUUGUUGGAUAGGUUCCGUGUCGUGCUCCACACAUAAGCAACUUUGUAUUGCUGGCGGAGAAUCCCGGUUGGGAACUGUUCAACAACAACAAAAAAAGCAAAACUUUCUUCUUUUUUUCCCUGUUAGUUCUUCAGAGAUAAAUUUGAGUGACAAAAACAGAUGAGGAACAAAGACAUUUUGGUGCCGUUACCUGCCAGAAGCAGAUUAAGACUUUAGCAUUUCACCGUUAAAAUAUUUGUGAACACAGAAAAAGUGAAUGCAUUCCAUAUAUA
Nothoprocta perdicaria is the source of this 1384-nucleotide messenger RNA. It is a transcript of the gene MPPED1, whose product is annotated as metallophosphoesterase domain containing 1. Lineage: Eukaryota; Metazoa; Chordata; Aves; Tinamiformes; Tinamidae. Bases 204 to 1112 code for a protein of 302 amino acids. Gene Ontology annotation, molecular function: hydrolase activity. The transcript has 8 exons. The record is from RefSeq and is a predicted model, not a curated record.